Molecule: messenger RNA, 2063 nt
Organism: Morus notabilis
Lineage: Eukaryota; Viridiplantae; Streptophyta; Magnoliopsida; Rosales; Moraceae
Product: ubiquitin carboxyl-terminal hydrolase 26
Exons: 10
Coding region: 1-1482 (493 amino acids)
Biological process (GO): protein deubiquitination
Molecular function (GO): cysteine-type deubiquitinase activity; protein binding; cysteine-type endopeptidase activity
Source: RefSeq, a predicted model, not a curated record
AUGAAGUACAAUGGGGUUCCAGAAUUGUCCAAUCAUGACCACUGCAAGGAUUGUCUUAUGGAUGGGGCGCACACUCUUGUCUCUGCUGAUAGCUACAGGGAUCGUAGAACAUUAAUGAAACAAAUUGCGGAAGAUGUACUUGCAGGGAGGUGCGAAGAUGGAACAUAUUAUGUUUCCAAGGCGUGGUUGCAACAAUGGUUAAAAAGAAAAAUACUUGAUGCUCCAACCGAAGCUGAUGCUGGGCCAACAGUUUCCAUAAGGUGCCCUCAUGGCGAGCUUAUGCCCGAGGAGGCUGUGGGAGCUAAGAGAUUGCUUGUUCCUGAGAAUCUGUGGCUCUUCCUUUAUGGAGAUGCUACUACAGUAAAACCUGAUGAUCCUUUGGAUUGUUCGACUUUUCCUUUAGAUUCAAGACAAUGUUCCCAGUGUUGUGAUGAACUAUCUGAAGUAGCAUGCAUGGAAGAUUAUUUAAGAAUAGUGAGGCUCAAACAGCGCCAGAAUCACGAAAAGUUAGCUAUGGGGAAAAGCCUUGCGCUUUCUCCUGAUUGCAAGUAUUACUUGUUACCAUCUUCAUGGCUUUUGAAAUGGAGAAACUACAUUAAUGCCAGUGGCAAGAAUGUUGCAUUGUCGGCAAAACCUGAAAUAUUGGAUGGCGCUAUUGAUUUGCUUAAGUGUGAAAAGCAUUUACUACUCAUAGAAAGACCUCCAGAUCUUGUGUGGAGACGGGGUUCAAUAUUCCAAAAGUCUUCCGCUACAGAUGGGUUAACUGUUAUUACUGAAAAUGAUUGGAAAUGCUUCUGUGAAGAAUGGGGCGGUAUUGAAGGGAAAGGCAUAUCUGCCUGGAUUGAGCUUAGUAGUGCUGCAGGAAGUAAUUUGGAUAGUUCAUGUGAAGAGAUGCCAAAGGGUGAGGAGGAUCAGGGCCAUCUUGACGAAGUUAAUGACGAAAACGAGACUAGAAUACCCCGGAUGAAGACUUCUCCUGAGAUAUGUGAGAGUUGCAUUGGGGAACGAGAAAGCUUGGAACUAAUGCAGAAACUUAAUUAUUGCAACGAGGAUGUAUACGUCCAUUUCAUUCGUGGGAAGGAAGCUCCGAAAUCAAUUUUACAAGCAUCUGAGACCAAUUUUGAUCCAGAUCGACGAGUUUCAAAGCGCUCAAGGAAGACAAGUUCUGGAAAUCAAAUAAGUCUAAAAGUUUCCGGCUCCACAUCAGUAUACCAGUUAAAAAUGAUGAUAUGGGAAUCUUUUGGGGUGGUUAAAGAAAAUCAGAUACUUCACAAAGGUACACGGGUAAUUGAUAAUGAAUCUGAUACUCUUGCCGACAUGAACAUAUUCCCUGGAGACAAGCUUUGGGUAACCGAUUCAGAAAUCCAUGAGAACCGUGAUAUUGCUGAUGAGCUUUCAAACGAGAAAAUGGACGUGCAACAUACUGAGGGGGGAUUUCAUGGGACACUUUUGACUGCUAAUACUUCAUCCCAAGUUGUUUAAGCAACGCGCUUUCACUAUAUAAUAUCUGUGUGUAAUAUCCAGCGUUUUUGUAGAUAAUCUUUUGGAUUAUUGAUAGUCAAGAUGCAUUUGGACAACCUGUAUCAUAAGAAGCGACUGGUUGCUGUGGCGAGUAUUUUUUUUUGUUUUGCUUCCUCAAAGUUUCACAAGGCUGGUUUGUUGUAAAGUAAAACAUAAACGAACUUGGCUCUCAUCUGGGAUACAGAAAUGUGAAUUUGGGGCGUUUCUGCAUUGCUGGCUGUGGCAGGAAAAAAAGAGAAAUAUGAAAUGUGUGUCAAAAACUUAUUCGGGCUCUUAUUGAUCAAGAUGUCAUUUGUUGUUGUUGAUUAAGGGUGUUGCAGCUUCCUCUUAUUCUGCCUCACCCAAAUUUUAAAAGUCCGUUUUACGUGUACAUAUUAAUUCUCUCUCUCUCUGGAAAGAGGAAUUGGUGAUUUUGUUGAGAGUUCUCUCUCUUUGUACCAAUCAAACGCCAGAAAGAGUUUGAGAUUGUUUAUACCCACUUUUGCCGCUCCAUUGUGUACUAUCGGAGCCCUAAAUCUAUUGUAGCUGAUCCCUUUUCAUGA